AUGGCGCCUUUCCCUGAGGCAAGUUUCUCACCGCUUCUCACAGUCGAGUCUGUGCGAGUGCUGCCUGGCGACGUUCUCCGGCGGUCUCCAAAGCGGCCAGCGGAAGUCUUUGAGAGCCUGAUCCGAUUUCUGAAGGACCAGCCCAGCGAUCACCAAAAGGGCGGCGAGAUGACGAUUCUGAGCCUUUGCCUACCGGAAGAAGAGAUUCAGAAAGAAAACAAUUCCUUUUCCGUGGAGGUGGAUGUGAUGUUUGAAUUCGUCGUCUUCCGCGCUUUCGUGAAAGUCUUUGAAGAUGAAGCCGCCACAUUCGUGUCCUUUCGGGACAUGCUCGGGCAGGAUGCCCUCAGAUUCAGCAAGCUUGUCCACCUGAUUGAGCGAAGGGUGCUACUAGAUGAUGAGACCAAAGAAACACCCACCACCGACUUCGACGAAGACCUGGAGCUGCAAGGCGAAGGUGCAGUGGCGGGGGGGCAGGCGCUUGACACGGCGUUGGCACUGAUGAAGUCAUGCGUCGAGUCAGGGAAAUCUGCCGCAGAUGCUGCACAGAUCUUGGCCUUUUGGGCUUGCAACAGCCCUCGGACUCGAAGCACCAUUGCUCGAGCGGCAGAACAAGGUGAUGUGGUUCAAGCUUUGACGCAGCAAGCCAAGAAAGCCAAGCAGACGGACAGCGUGCUCCCACAGGUAUACCCUUUGCUAGCAGCUUUGCAGCAGAGCUCAUGCAUUGCUCCAGAAGAUGUCGCUUGUUUGAAGCUGGAUGCAAUGCGGCGGAAGUGCUCCGAAGCCACGAAGCUGGCUGAUCUUUCGAGUUUCCGGCAGCAAGUUUUCGGCGACCCGUACAGCCCCUGCAAGUCGGAGGACCUCCCAAAAGCCCCGAGCGACCGCAGCGACCGCAGUGAUGAUGGUACUGCAACUGCUUCUCCCAUCUCUUCGCAAAACCGACGAGCUUGCAGUGACGUUCUGUCCAGCGACUAG
Molecule: messenger RNA, 972 nt
Organism: Symbiodinium pilosum
Lineage: Eukaryota; Dinophyceae; Suessiales; Symbiodiniaceae
Source: the annotation of a GenBank genome assembly